GGACUCGGUAUCAAUGAUCAUGCCUUAUGAAUGGCAUCCUUGGGAUCUCCGUCAAAAUUCUUUCCUUGGCCUCGUCUGGAGUCCGAGUCCGGAGUGAAAGCCAUGAUCUCCCAUUAAUUUAUCUUAUCAGAUCGCCCAGCAGAUCUUCAACUUCUUCUCUACUGGUAGUAACUCGAGUGCAAGCUUAUAUUAGGCCUCUCGUGACCCCGGAGCUUACCUAUCCGUGAAUGUUCGACCUUCUCAAAUGCGUCCUUCGACGCGUGUUGGGGCGCACCAGUAACAAUGUAGCUUUCCAUCCAUCUCUUCCUUCCUCCAAUUGACAAUUUGACACUCCUAACCACUUCCAGGACCCAACAAUGGCGCCUCACACACAGGACGAAGUCCAAACUCGCUCCCUCGCCGAUCCUUCGGCAUUCUGGGCCGAACAAGCUUCGCACCUCCACUGGCACAAGAAACCUUCCCACGCCCUCACCAAAACGAAGAAGUCUCUCAAAUCUGGAGUUGAGCAUGAUCAUUGGGAUUGGUUCUCCGACGGCGAGAUAUCUACUUGCUACAAUUGUGUGGAUCGACAUGUUCUUGCUGGAAAUGGGGACCAAAUCGCGAUUAUCUUCGAUAGUCCGGUGACGAAAACGAAGGAGAAAUAUACAUAUAAGCAGCUUUUAGAUGAGGUUGAAUUGUUUGCUGGGAUUUUGAGGGAGGAGGGUGUAAAGCGGGGCGACGUCGUGCUAAUGUAUAGUGAGUGGAAUUUGUUUCUUCCGUCGCACUUUUUACUGCGCAAACUGUCUGUGGGAGUGGUUAUUAGCAGCGUUUGGAAAUGUUUGCAAUUCCAGCCUGUUUUUCUCUGAAAGAAUGAGCUCAGUCUAUCCCGGGCGCUCGAGUUAACAUCACCAUUCAUCCUGAAGAUCUGGAGGAAUUGCUUCAAGAAUGGCGAAAAUUACAAUCACGGAACUACCCGGCUCGGAGCAGGGAUUCAGGGAACUGUAUUUUCUGCGUACUCCUGCAAUUGCUAACAAAUAUUCUCCCAGUGCCCAUGAUUCCAGCAGCUCUCAUCGGAUUACUAGCAGUGUCACGUCUUGGUGCCAUCCACGCGGUUGUUUUUGGUGGGUUCGCUGCAACUUCGUUAGCCCAGCGUAUCGAAGCUUCCAUACCUGUCGCUAUUCUCACGGCAUCAUGUGGAAUAGAAGGCAACAAACCCCCCAUGUCAUACAAGCCCUUCAUCACCGAGGCAAUCGAAAAGUCCCCUCACAAACCGAGUAAAACAAUCAUAUGGCAAAGGGACCAGCUACGCUGGGACAACCUAGACAAACUCGGCGGGGAGAGAAAUUGGAAUCGACUGGUUCAUAGUGGUCGUGCAAGGGGCCUGAAAGCUGAUUGUGUGCCUAUCAAAUCCAAUGAAGCUAUUUACAUCAUUUAUACUUCAGGUACUACCGGACUUCCUAAGGGCGUUUUACGAGAAGCGGGAGGUCAUGCUGCGGGCCUGAAGUUGUCUAUCAAUUAUUUGUUUGGCAUCCAUGGGCCUGGAGACGUAAUUUUCUGUGCUUCGGAUAUUGGAUGGGUUGUUGGUCAUUCUUACAUUGUCUAUGCGCCCUUGUUGGCUGGGGCGGCAACUGUGUUAUUCGAGGGUAAACCAGUCGGCACACCCAAUGCAGGUACUUUCUGGCGUAUCGUCGAAGAAUAUCAAGUCAAUAUACUAUCUACAGCACCAACAGCGUUAAGGGCCAUUCGAAGAGACGAUCCAGAGAACAAAUUGUUCAAAGAGAUUGGCGAAAGAGGUGGCUUGAAAUCAUUGAGGGCUUUAUUUCUUGCAGGAGAAAGAUCGGAACCAAGUCUUGUUACUAUGUACAGUGACCUUCUUCGGAGUUAUGCUGGGAAUGGAGCAAAGGUUGUUGAUUGCUGGUGGUCAUCAGAAUCAGGCUCUCCCAUUUCUGGAAUUGCCCUGGUACCUAACGCUGGAAAAGAUUUGAAGACAAAUGAACGGACUGUGGAGCCUUUGGCUAUCAAGCCUGGUAGUGCUGGUAAACCUAUGCCUGGUUUCGACGUUCGAAUCGUAGAUGAUUCCGGCAAAGAGUUGAAAAAUGGAAAGAUGGGAAAUAUUGUCCUCGGGUUGCCACUGGCUCCCACGGGCUUCAGAACACUCUGGGAAGAUGAAGAUAGAUUCUACAAGGGAUAUCUGAGAAGAUUCGGAGGAAAGUGGGUUGAUACGGGUGAUGCUGGAAUGAUUGAUUCGGAAGGCUAUAUUCAUGUUAUGUCUCGGUCAGAUGAUAUUAUCAACGUCGCAGCUCAUCGAUUCAGCACCGGUAAGUGGGCAACUUUGUACAUUUGAAUUUUUACUAAUCCGAUUCUAGGGUCUAUCGAACAAGCCAUUUCAUCUCAUCCAUUGAUCGCAGAAUGCUGUGUCGUGGGCAUUCCAGAUGCACUGAAAGGCCAUCUUCCAUUCGCAUUCGUAACUCUCUCCACUCCCGACCAUCCAUCCUCGGCCAUCCCCACCGACAAAUUCUUUGGUGAAGUCCAAAAACUUGUUCGCUCGCAAAUCGGACCCAUCGCAUCACUAGGUGGUAUGACACAAGGCAAAGGGAUGAUUCCUAAAACUCGUUCUGGCAAAACUCUACGAAGAGUGUUACGGGAACUCGUGGAGAAUGGGGUCCAUGGGGAAUUUGAUAAAAAAGUUCAAGUUCCGGCUACGGUCGAGGAUGCUAGUGUUGUAGAGGUUGCGAGAAAGAAGAUUGAAGAGUAUUUCAAAGUUAGGGGGGGAGUUCAUCGGGCUACGGAAGAGAGAGCGAAGAUUUAG
Molecule: messenger RNA, 2788 nt
Organism: Hymenoscyphus albidus
Lineage: Eukaryota; Fungi; Ascomycota; Leotiomycetes; Helotiales; Helotiaceae
Source: the annotation of a GenBank genome assembly